AAUCUUUUAAAAAUUUCUUUUCUAAAAGAAAACUUAGAGAGAAAGACCUUUUUGUGUUUCAAUUAGACAACUAACCAACGCACAAGAUGAUUGCUAACAUCAUUUUCAGAGAACAUUCCAUUUAUAUAAAGAGCUUUCUACAUCUUUUCCCUUUAAAGUUCAAAGACACUUUUACAGAAAAUCAUUAUUUUUUUCAACCCUAUAAAUUGAAUUCCUCUUCUCAUUAUUUAUUAACAUACAUUUUAACGUUGAGUUCAUUGAGUCUAGUUUGUUUCACGUUAUCAGUGGCUUUUGUUCUGGAUGUAAUUCCUUUAAAAAGCUUUAAAGUUUUUUAUUUUUUAACCUCAAUAAUAUUUCUUUUUCUAAUAGCAUGGCUUAUUUCUCUUACGUUUUCUAUCUUCUACAACAUAUGUUCACAUCGUCUACAUUUCGCAUCCUUUACUUUCCUUCUAUUGGUUACCUUCACUUCACUCAACAUGGAUAUAGGAAAACUAAUUCCACGGCAUAUGUUAAAUAGCCUAUUAUUACCUUAUCAUAUUUUCCCUCAUAUUUUUUCCACAUCUGCCAUUCCAUGUCUAUGCUUCAUUCCUUUAUGUCUUGAAAGAUUUUUUUUUUAUUAUUGGCAGACUGAACAACCCGUGAAAUCUUACCUUUAUUUUCAAGUCGUUAUGUACUUGUUAUAUGUUGGUUGCCUCAAGUUUCAUUGGAUGUUAAAUUUUUAUGUCACACAACACAACACUCUUAGCAAUAAUUAUCUCCAUCAAUUACUUCUGUAAUAAUUUUUUUUCUCUCAAAUUUGAGAUGGAUUUAAAAUGUUUAUUUUCUUCUCCUUUUUCUUAUAUUUUGUGUGUGUGUGCGGGGGUGGGUAGCUGCUUCGAGUCAUUUAUUCUUUUACUAUGUUUUGGAACUUACCACAUCUCCCAAUGGAUCAAACGCCUUCGUCAGCUUAUCGAGUUCCGUCAAACUAAUGUGGGUUCAACUAUUCGUCUUUAAUUCGUGUUUUAACGCAUGCAUUCAUCAAUAUACCUGCGCGAUAGAGAAACAGAUUCCUAAGCGCACUUUAAACUUAAAACACUAUAGUCGUAUUGAUACGGGAAACAUUCAUAUAGACAAUAACAUGAGAAGACAAAAAAAAUGUCACUCUAAUGCCGUAGAAGAUCUUUUGCAUUUAAUAUCACGGGCUUCAGCUUGUAUUGAGGGAGCUCAAAACACUUGUAAUGAUUCUUCCUUAAAAAAAUCUUCUCAACUGUUAAAAAAGCUACAAAAAUCUUUAACAAAUACUGACAAUUUGUACGCCGUACGACUAACACGUAAUUUGACUAUUGAAGAAUCGACAGGGGACACCUAUAAAGAUACAAAUGAAAAAUUAAAUGAUCCAUUUGAAUCCGCAUUGCUUGAAUCACAAAUGUUUGAAAUUUUCGCCUGUCAUAAAACAAAUACAUCUAACUACGAUUGGGCAUUCGAUACAUCAACGCCAUCCGAUUCCAAAGGAAAUGUAUCUAAUUCUGAUAUGUUUUCUCUUCAUGACAAAAAUGACGGGAAAAUAUCCUAUAAAAACUUUCCUCUUCAAAAUUAUCCUAUUACAAAUCGCCAUCUUUUUCGUUAUAUAGGAAAACAAUGGAAUUGGAAUGCUUUCGAGGCUUCGAAGGAUUAUCCUAAUAUUCUUGUUGAAGUCGGUUCGCUUCUUUUAGAACCAGCUAGUGUGUUUCUUCAAACAUCGUCUCAACGCAUCUGUAAUUAUAUUUAUCAUAUUCAAAGAUUAUAUUGUUGUAACCCCUUCCAUAAUGUUACACAUGGUGUCAUGGUUUUGCACAACUUUUGGUGUUUAUUAAAAAUGCUUCGUAUUGACACUUGUACUGCUUUCACACCGUUGGAUUCCGUCGCUGUGACUAUUGCUUGCUUAGGCCAUGAUGUUGGUCAUCCUGGGAGAACAAACGAAUUUCUUCGCAAUACGUUUAACAAAAUGGCAUUUUUGUAUAAUGACUGUUCCCUUUUAGAAAAUUAUCGUUGUGCAUUGGUUUUUAAAUGUUUAGAAAAUGAUGAUUGCGACAUCUUUGAACUUCUUCAUGUAGAAGAUAGGAAAAAAGCAAGAAAAAAAAUUAUUGAUUUGAUGCUAGCAACAGAUAUGGACGAACAUUUUGAGCAUUUGUCCAAGUUUUGCUUACGAAUACAAGCAGAAGAUUUCAACUUUUUAACAGACUAUAAUGAUUUAUGGCUAGUACUUCGCAUGUGUAUGAAAUGUGCUGAUCUCAGUCACGAAUUUGUUGAAUGGGAUCAACAUGUUGAUUGGGAGCUACGACUUGCGGAAGAGUUUUAUCAACAAGGAGAAGAAGAAAAAUCCCUUGGGUUGAAAAUGUCUCCUUUAUAUGAUCGCGAAUGUCAUUAUGACUUUCCGAAAUUUCGUUGUCAUUUUAUUGACUUUGUCGUUUUUCCUAUGUUAACGAAAUUACAAGAACUAAAAAAUACUGAAGAAAUCAGUGAAACUUGUAUGCCUUUGUUAUUAUCAAAUAAACUAAAGUGGAAUGAUUUACUUUUGCGUAAUGACAACAUACAAAUACCGGACUGCAUCCAACGUAUUCGUACACAUCCCUUUGUUUGUCGUCCAUUCAUUAACCACUUAUUAAUUCCUAAAGAGUGCAGUCUAGCUGCCUCCAAGUCGACAUGUAUCAACUCCAAAUCCGUACUUCUCGAUACUGUCAUGCCACCCAAUGAUAACACUUUCCCAAAGAGUUUGCUCAAAAAUUCUUACUCGUUUCCCUUAGAUGGGUAGAAGCCUGCUGAAAAAGGCAUCCUCUUAUAAUUCAUUUAUAUAUAUGGUUCAAAUGUGUCUCGUAUGACAUACCCGGUUUCCAAAUAGCGUCAAAUUCAAUUUCAGGGUAAUUCAUUUUAAUAUAUGUAUUAAAGAAUUUUUGAACAAAAUAACGAUUCUCUCUGGCAAAAAAAAAAAUUUUUCUUUCCUUCAUUCCUUGACUCAUAACCAAUAAGUUGGAAUUCACGGAGAACCAUUUAUUUAAAACACGAAAAAAAAAAAUUUACUCAUUGCUAAUUAAUUUUAAAUUAAUGUACGUAACUCGAAUUUAUGUCUGAUCCAACACUUGCUGUCUGAUCGAAUAAUUCACAUCUGAUCAAACAAUGCACACCUAAUUCCACGCAUCCAGUUUUUGUUAAAUUUUCACCAGAUUAUAACAUUAAAAGCUAUUUAUUUAACUUCUUGACCCCUUUCAGAAUUAAUUGCAAAUAAGUAUUUCUUUAUAAAAAUCAUCACCUGUCCUACAUUAAUUAUUGAACUUUUUUUGUACUUUUUGUUAAUGAUCAGCGGAACUUGUAGUAUUCUUGCACUACUAGCUCGCCCGAAAAUUGUGUUUUAAAAAAAAUUGGUUUCUUAGCAUUUAAGCAAAAGGGAAUGGAACAUGAGGAAACAACAUCAAACUAUUCCUUUUGUAGAAAAAACAUAUCUUGGCAUUUUAUGCCAUCCGCUUCAUGGAUCGCUCAUCACACAAAUGAGUCAAAUCGGCAGCCGUGCGUCAACAAAUUGAGAAGAACACUACGUUGUGUCUGUUUCAAACUGGGUCCCGUAUUUUCUAAAACCAAGAUUUCUCGACUAUUCUCUGUACACCCAGAUGCUUUAAGUUGUACGUCAUUUCAAUUCGAACAAGCUGGAAUUCGUAAAGUACGUAACCCUACGAAGGGAAGAUGUACUACAUUCAGGAAACCAAUUGCGUUACGCUUGAGUUUUUCGCCUCUAUCACGUUUAUAACUUUUAUGUUUGUUAUCAGAUAGAAUUGUGUCGUAUGGAAUUAUCUCAAUUCGAUUCUCUUUACACUGCUGAAGCAAUAAGCUUUAAACAAAAUUUUCUAUGCAUUCUAGAUUUCCAAAACGCAGCAUUUGAAAAUGUUAUCACCUUGAAUCUUUCCUUUAAUUGUCUCUCCAGAUUGACAAAAAUGAAAUGCUUGGGACGAUUAACCAAUCUGAUACUCUCAAACAAUUGUUUAAAAAAUUUAAAAUUUUUACAAGCUGUAUCGCUAGGAAAAACAAUUCAGACACUCUACAUAGAUAAUAAUUAUUUCUCUUCUUUAAAAUCCAUUGGAGAACUUGUGUUAAUGGAGUCUCUGUUACAUUUGUCCAUUCAUAACAAUCCUAUU
This is a messenger RNA of Hylaeus volcanicus, 4142 nucleotides long. Its product is annotated as dual 3',5'-cyclic-AMP and -GMP phosphodiesterase beta-like. Gene Ontology annotation, molecular function: 3',5'-cyclic-nucleotide phosphodiesterase activity. Bases 968 to 2770 code for a protein of 600 amino acids. The record is from RefSeq and is a predicted model, not a curated record. Gene Ontology annotation, biological process: signal transduction. The transcript has 17 exons. Lineage: Eukaryota; Metazoa; Arthropoda; Insecta; Hymenoptera; Colletidae.